UGGGCUGAGGGGAACACUGAGCAGCUUCAGUAGUCCAGUCUGAGGAGCUCAUCCACAUCAAACAGGAAAAAUGGGUUGAUUGUAGCUCCCUCUGCUGGUAAUGAUGGCGAUUUCUGAACUGAAUGUUUGUAGGUUAUGCAGACAUUAUGGAUGUUGAAACUUCUGGUGCAUCUGCUCAAACGGCUCGGCAGGACAACUUGCACUAUGCAGGUGUGGAGGCAUCGCACACUAUGGCAAAGACUGAUCUGGAAAGAGUGAGAAGAUACAAGUCUAUCAUCAACAGUGUGGCAGGAAGAAGAGGAAUCGAUCCGGCUCUCAUCGCAGGGAUCAUGUCCAGAGAGUCCAGGGCUGGGAAUGCACUGGACAGUCAGGGCUGGGGAGACCAUGGAAAUGGCUUUGGACUGAUGCAGGUUGAUGUGAAUCCAAGGGGAGGUGGUCACACUGCACGUGGAGCCUGGAACAGUGAAGAGCAUGUGGACCAAGCCACUGGGAUCCUGGUGGAUUUUAUUGGGAAGAUAAGCAGAAAAUUUCCUAAUUGGAGCAAGGAGCAGAAACUGAAAGGGGGGAUAGCAGCCUACAACAUGGGGGAUGGAAAUGUGCAUGACUAUCAUAAUGUGGACGCCCGCACAACAGGUAGAGACUACUCCAAUGAUGUUGUUGCCAGGGCUCAGUGGUACAAAAAGAAUGGCGGCUUUUAACAACUGAGCCAAAACAUCACUUACACCUGAUGAUGGAAAAGGUCUUUUAUGUGUUUGGUUCAAUAAUACUAAUAAAACCACAAAAGGAUGUCUUUGUUCAUAUUAACCCAUAAAGACCUAGUGCUACUUUUGUGUCAGUUCCCAAGGGAAAGUUUUUUCUAUAUUUAACCUUUCUUGACUGAUUUAUCACCAUUUAUUAUAAUAUUAUCCUCUACG
Sphaeramia orbicularis (orbiculate cardinalfish) is the source of this 914-nucleotide messenger RNA. Its product is annotated as lysozyme g-like. NCBI's taxonomy places the organism in Eukaryota, Metazoa, Chordata, Actinopteri, Kurtiformes, Apogonidae. Gene Ontology annotation, biological process: defense response to Gram-positive bacterium; peptidoglycan catabolic process. The transcript is spliced from 5 exons. Gene Ontology annotation, cellular component: extracellular region. Gene Ontology annotation, molecular function: lysozyme activity. The record is from RefSeq and is a predicted model, not a curated record. Bases 123 to 698 code for a protein of 191 amino acids.